CUCCCAUGCAUGCAUCGGAAUGGUAAGAAGAGAAUGCGCAUGGAUGCCCCGGAUACGAUGUGGAGCAGUUGAAGUUGAUGAAGAAACUAUUGGCCACAAAGCGUCCACAUUUAAACGUGUGUCUCGUAAAUUAAAGUGCAAAUAGAUCUCCACUGAGUCUUUGCUUUGUUGGGGGCAGACCAGACUCACUGACUGAUGGAAAUAGAGAAGAGGAAAAAGGGGAAAUCUCUUCGCUCAAGCAGAAGCACCACGAACUGGCGGGGCAACAUUUAACGUCUUUUUUUUCGGGUGAUAUGUAGGGCUUUUUUUUUUCUGUUCUUUUAUUUUGUUUUUUGUUUGUUUGUUUGUUUGUUUUCGUCGAUCGGUGGACUAUGUAGUUAGUGUUUGCACUUGCGAGUAGUAUGCUAUUGACUCCGAUAUGUCUAAUGUGACGCCGAGUAAAAGCGUGGAAUGGCUGCAACUCGAGUUAGAGUCCGGGGGCACUUCUCUCCUCCUGCUGGACUGCCGUUCACAUGAGCUUUAUGAAUCAUCCCAUAUAGAGACCGCCAUAAACCUGGCCAUUCCGGGGCUGAUGCUCCGGAGGUUCAGAAAGGGAAACAUACCUAUCCGGGCUAUCAUUCCCAACCACGAGGAUAAGGAGAAGUUCAUGAGACGGUGCAAGACGGACACGGUCCUUCUGUACGAUGAGUGCUCCGUGGGCUGGCAGGACAGCGGGACUCCGACGUCGGUUCUGGGUCUGCUUCUUCAGAAACUGUGGGAAGACGGCUGCACAGCGUAUUAUCUGGAAGGUGGGUUUGUAAAGUUCCACACGGAGUACCCAGAGCACUGUGAGACCCUCUUGGACAGCUCCUGUCCCAGCUCCUCACCGCCAGUGUCUGUUCUGGGCUUCGGAAAUCUCAGAAUCAGCUCCGAUUGUUCCGACGGGGAGUCUGAUCGCGAGCCUACCAGUGCCACAGAGUCCGAGGAGAGCCCCAUUCCGAGUAAUCAGCCUGCCUUCCCUGUCCAAAUCCUACCCUACCUUUAUCUGGGCUGUGCCAAAGACUCCACUAACCUAGAUGUGCUGGGCCAGUACAACAUCAAGUACAUCUUGAAUGUCACACCCAAUCUCCCCAACAUGUUUGAGCAUGAUGGACACUUCAGGUACAAACAGAUCCCCAUUUCGGACCACUGGAGUCAGAACCUGUCCCAGUUCUUUCCAGAGGCAAUAUCAUUUAUAGACGAGGCUAGGUCAAAGCAAUGUGGCAUCCUGGUCCACUGCCUGGCUGGCAUCAGCCGCUCAGUCACCGUCACUGUGGCCUACCUGAUGCAGAGACUCCACCUCUCUCUGAAUGAUGCUUACGACUUUGUCAAGAGGAAGAAGUCUAACAUUUCGCCAAACUUCAACUUCAUGGGUCAGCUCUUGGACUUUGAGAGAACUCUGGGGCUGCACAGUCCCUGUGACAACUGUUCUACCAACCAGGAGCAGCUCUUUUUCACCACACCAACCAAUCACAAUGUCUUUCAGCUAGAUACGCUGGAGUCGACAUGAGAUGUGAUAGAACAGCCUUUUUUUUGUGGUUUCCUGAGGUGACUCUGAGGUUUCUGAGCCUGUCAGGUGGCUGACACUUAUAGUACGUCAGUUACAGUAUUUCUGCACCAAAAGGAACUACUCCUAUAUGCAGAAAACAUACUCUGUUAGAUCCAGUCUCAAUGCCUUAAUAUCUAACACAAUGAUGACUUUUGGUAUCUGACAUACAUGGUAUUAAUGAAUGGUCAUGUACAGCCAUAAUAACAAGACAUUUCUCUAGCAUUGUUCUUUGACUGUUAUUUGCUUUUCACCAGCUGUACAAUGGAUGUUCCUGUAUCUGUAUCAGUCAUCAAUAUUGCCUUGAUGGUCUAAAAAAAAGUCUUUGGCCAAUUAGAAUGUUUUCUUUGAACCGAUAUGAGAUAUUUGGGGGGGUUACCU
Molecule: messenger RNA, 1945 nt
Organism: Neolamprologus brichardi
Lineage: Eukaryota; Metazoa; Chordata; Actinopteri; Cichliformes; Cichlidae
Product: dual specificity protein phosphatase 7-like
Biological process (GO): peptidyl-tyrosine dephosphorylation; negative regulation of MAPK cascade
Cellular component (GO): cytosol; cytoplasm
Molecular function (GO): MAP kinase tyrosine/serine/threonine phosphatase activity; protein tyrosine/threonine phosphatase activity; MAP kinase tyrosine phosphatase activity
Source: RefSeq, a predicted model, not a curated record